UUCUUCCCACCGUGUUAGUUGGUUACACUGAGUAUCAACGCUCGGGCGUUUAAAGAGUUACUCGCGUGAACCUGUGUGAGAAAUACUGACCUAUCAUCGGCAAGCAAUCACUUGAUAUAUGCAACUCCUGUGAAACUCACUUCUCUGGCCGAUUGUAAGCAGAAGUUAAGCACGAUUUUUAGGCUGCUGCCAAGGCGCAUUGGACUCAGUCAGCGGAUCUCAGGCACUAGAGCAUAAUACGUUAGAAGCUUAUUCGUGCAUUGCGCCCUUGAGAGCAGGAAACAGAAACCGGUAAUACACCUUCAAAGCAGACCAGAUCACACGUGUACGUCUAUACUAGUGUAAAACCAAGACUGUAUUUUAGUUGCAGGAAGACUGCGAGUAGAAAGGUCAUUUUGUUAAGACUGUCGAAAGCAGGGAGGUCGUUGAUCGCCCCAUCUCGGUACCAAUUGCAGACGGAUGUGUAGAGACUAAUAGUACUGAUGAAUAAUCGACACUUUCCUACGAUGAAUUUUCAUACAUUCCAGCAGAUAAACCCAACUACUCCUGCUGAGUGUAACCAAUUUGAAGUAAAUAUGUCGUGGAAACCGUUUAAUUUCGUUGAAGAAACGACGACUGAACAACAGCCAACAACAAACCAGUACUGGUACAGGAAUAACACAUCGGUUGAACCGACAAGGGGAGCAAAAAGAACUUUAGACAGAACGAAUUCGGUCGACGGAUCGAACGACGGCGAAGGAUCAUCAUGCAGUUCGAACGCAGGCGACGAAGAUCCAGAACAAUUGUCGCCGAAGAAGUCAAAAAAGCAUUCCCGCCGAAGGAAAUCGUAUAAUGCGCGCGAAAGGAAUACCAGACGACUUGAAAGCAAUGAGAGGGAGAGACAACGCAUGCAUUCCCUGAACGACGCGUUUCAGUGCCUACGAAACGUUAUUCCCCACGUCCACUGUCAACGGAAGCUGUCAAAAAUCGAAACGUUGACGCUCGCAAAGAAUUAUAUCGACGCACUCACAAACACAGUCGUUCGACUGAAGACGGAGCUUGACGAGAUGAAUAUGAUUUACGAGAUUAAUAAUAAUUUGGAAGGAGAAAUGCCAACAGAUUUAGAGGACACUCGGGAACUAGUUGAAGCUGCUCUCGGUACACUUGCAGAGUCUUGACUCUAUUACUUUUGUUAAACAUCAAAUUAACCAUCUCUACUAAAACAAAUUGAACAAACAGUUCGUUUUCAGGACAAUGGAUUUGUGUUUUGUAAUGUUUAACAAGUACUUUAACAGAAGUAUAUAAUUUGCAAAGGUAUCAUCUUCUUGUAAUUCCAUUUGCGCCUUUUACGAAACUGAAGAUUAUUGGUCUUUUGUACCAAAAAGGUUAAGGAUUCUUAUUUUCUGACUCUAAAAGGAAUAUGCGACACCCAUGCCUUCAGAUGUUAUCGACUACACUUUUUGAAACUAUCUGCAUUUGAGAGAUUAUAUUUUCAUAAGCUUAUUGUGAACACGAGUUAACGUGUGAACUUAAACAGAAAUGCUAAACUUUGACGAAUUGUAAGUUUUUAGAGAAAGUUGCCAAUUUUUUUUUUCCUUGUAAGUCAUUUAAAGAAAUUUGUUGUAAUUUAGGCUCGUUUAUUGACACUAUCUGGCAACUCUUGGCGGCGCAAUCAACAUGCUGAUUGUAAUUUAAGUGAUUGUGCCUUGGAAGCCACUGUUCUCAUUGUUGUCUUUAUUACUAUUUCUUCAAUUAAAAACUGUGCUUUAGGUUUUUGGAAAUUUUUUUUUUUUCAAAAUACUAUAGGCCUAAACUUUAUUAUUUUUCUUUUAUCUUCCGGUACAGUAGUUGAUAGCGAAUAACUCGCUGUUGAAUUAGUAUGAAUAUUAAUAAUAAAUUUGAUACUUAUAUUCAAAAUUUGGUGUUAAGAACAUUACAUUCCUAUCUAAUUCAUAAGUGAUUAGACUCCUGUUAUUAAGGACAGGGGAGCUUUCUGCGCCUGCAGAAAUACUUAAGACAAAAUGUUGACAAGUGUCUUCUUAAUUUAAUCUCAACGUGCCUAACUAUAUCUUUUUAACUUAAUUUCUUGUGCACUUAUUCUUAAAACCAAAUUCAGCUCGACUUUCAAAUGUUAAGUAAAUUUUUAUACAAAAGAGAUUUAUCGAAAUGAGUAAGAAGUGUCUAAAAACUGUAAAUCGUGCUGGAGUAGGCUUUAUGAAUAGAUAUAACUAUGGAUAUUACUUGGAAAGAAAGGAGCAUUGACGCAUUCCAAUAAUGUACAGAUUGUUUGACGUAAAUUGAAUAGACAUAAAAUAGGUGAAAAAUAUGAAAAAAAAAAUUAUAACGGAAAAAUGGAGAAAAUAACAAACAGAAUUGCCAGUGUAGAUGGCACAAAAAAUAUUAUAACACCGCUUUAAAACAUUUUGACAAAAACAUAAAGAAAACCGUCAUCAAACACUGGCAAUUUGUAAAAAAAAAAAUAUAUAUAUAUAUAUGAUGUUAGUGUAUUACAGUAUAAAACUCUGCGUUAAUGUAUUUUCAUUAUUGUGGUAGCGUCCUUCAACCAGAAGAUGGUUGCUGUACAGAUUCUUUUUUUGUGGGAUAAAUAUAAUAUGGUAGUUUUAGAAAUUAUUGUAAUUCCUUACAGGAAGUGGCGUUAAUUAAUGAUGAUAUGCGUUAAUUAAUGUAACCUGUGAUACUAACCACAUUUAAUAUAAUUGACUUCCAUUUAUUUAACGAGAUGGUGCAGGGUUUCAGUUUAAUUAUUCAUGCGAUCUUUAAGGUUUAUGGAAUAAAUAUGAUAGCUUUGUAUAAUGAA
Anneissia japonica is the source of this 2797-nucleotide messenger RNA. RefSeq names its product protein lin-32-like. Gene Ontology annotation, molecular function: protein dimerization activity. Bases 483 to 1157 code for a protein of 224 amino acids. The record is from RefSeq and is a predicted model, not a curated record. The transcript has 3 exons. NCBI's taxonomy places the organism in Eukaryota, Metazoa, Echinodermata, Crinoidea, Comatulida, Comatulidae.